GAAAUGUCAAACACAAAUUGUGCCCGCGCCGGAUGACGCUCGCUCUCCGCUCUUGGCUUGCUGGACCCUUUUUCCGCUUUCGCUUUGUGGUCAAAACGUUUUCCUUCGUGCAUCAUUAGUCCACAGCCAGACAAACAUUGUGGGUUUGGUUCGAAGUAGAACAGUAACUGUGGUCUCGACUAGCUUUAGUGGAUUCUGCAUUCCAAUCGCACAAUCCUGCAGAACACCACCGGGUGAUUGCGCUGCAUCGUUUACACACCACUACACGCAUCAAUAGUACACCACACAGCGAUGGCGGAUUCAGCAACCGAGAGUACCAAUGCGAGCGCUGCUACCGCUGCGGCCGCCGCAACCAACUGGGUGCAGAAGACGGAGGAUCAAGAGAUUUCCAAUCUGGUCGAUGGGCUAAUUAUUGCAAACAAAGACAAUGGAAGUGGUGACGGUAAACAGGAUGCGGCUGCAGCAAAGCCAGAAAAUGCGGAUCCGACGAUUUCGGUGAACGGUUCCGGAGCAUCAGCAGGAACUGCUUCGCCAGCACCAACGGUGGGAUCGGAAGAAAUCGAAGCUGUCAACCCGGCCGAUGCGAGUUUGCUUAUGAAAAUCAUUCGCAAGGGUUUGGUCGAAUCCAAGCUAGAUUUGGAGGUGCAGCGCAAGGAUCCAUCGUCUCCACUACAUUCCGUCAAAUCGUUCGAGGCUUUACACCUGAAGCCGGAGCUGCUGCAGGGCGUGUACGCGAUGGGCUUCAACGCCCCAUCCAAGAUUCAAGAGACAGCCCUGCCGACACUGUUGGCCGAUCCUCCCCAGAACAUGAUCGCUCAAAGCCAAUCCGGAACGGGCAAAACGGCGGCCUUUGUGCUGGCCAUGUUAAGCCGGGUUGAUCCGCGCAAACCUUAUCCGCAGGUCAUUUGUCUCUCGCCAACGUACGAAUUGGCAAUCCAGACAGGAGAGGUCGCCGCCAAGAUGGCAAAGUUUUGCAAGGAAAUUAAGCUCCGGUUUGCUGUGCGCGGCGAGGAACUGCCGAAAGGACAGAAGAUUACCGAUCACAUCAUCAUCGGAACGCCGGGCAAGCUGAUGGAUUGGGGCAUUAAGUUCCGCGCAUUCGAUCUACGAAAGAUUUCCGUGUUCGUGUUGGACGAGGCGGAUGUGAUGAUUGCCACCCAGGGCCACCAGGACCAAUGCAUCCGGAUCCACAAGCAGCUGUCGUCGUCCUGCCAGAUGAUGUUCUUUUCAGCUACGUACGAAAAGGAGGUGAUGGACUUUGCGGAAUACAUCGUUCCGAAUCCCAUCGUUAUACGGCUGGCCCGCGAGCAGGAGUCGCUUGACAAUAUCAAGCAGUACUACGUAAAGUGUAAGAACCAGGACGAAAAGUAUCAGGCCAUUUCGAACAUCUACGGCGUGAUAACGGUUGGCCAAGCCAUCAUCUUCUGUCAUACUCGAAAAACCGCUGGAUGGUUGUCUGGUAAGAUGACCCAGGACGGACACUCUGUAGCAGUGCUGUCCGGAGAGCUAACCGUCGAACAGCGCUUGGCCGUGUUGGACAGGUUCCGUGCGGGAUUGGAAAAAGUACUCAUUACUACGAACGUGUUGUCAAGAGGAAUCGAUGUUGAGCAGGUAACGAUUGUGGUGAACUUUGACCUGCCGAUGGAUCAGAGCGGUCGAGCUGAUUGUGAAACCUAUCUGCACCGUAUCGGUCGCACGGGUCGUUUUGGCAAGAACGGUAUCGCUAUCAAUCUUGUCGACAGUGACCAUAGCAUGGACAUCUGCAGAACGAUUGAGGCUCACUUCCAGAAGAAAAUUCAGCUGCUGGAUGCUGAGAACUCGGACGAGAUUGAAAAGAUUGGCUCCUAGACAAGCGUAUAAAACAGCGAGUGGGAGAGAAUUGAAAUGCAAUUUCACACGAAGUGAAAAUGAUUCAUGAAUUAUUUUCACCUUACCAGACGGCAGAUUUUCGACAUUGACCGCGAAGUUCGGCGGGCGACAUAGGGAUAGAAUAACUGCAAGAAACAAAUUCAACUUCGACGAUGGAAAACAAACAAACGAAAGUAACGCUUGAUGAUGAAACGGUCAAUAUGCUUUUGUUGUUUCAAUUGAAAUUUCGCUUCCUCAUUGUUGUUUUAAAUAGCAGCAGGAUUUUUAUUAUGUUUAAGAAACAUUCUAAUAAUAAUAAAAGAGAAUUUCGAUAUCGAGAGGUUUUGA
Anopheles stephensi (Asian malaria mosquito) is the source of this 2196-nucleotide messenger RNA. RefSeq names its product DEAD-box helicase Dbp80 (gene Dbp80). NCBI's taxonomy places the organism in Eukaryota, Metazoa, Arthropoda, Insecta, Diptera, Culicidae. Gene Ontology annotation, cellular component: nucleus; cytoplasmic stress granule. Gene Ontology annotation, biological process: poly(A)+ mRNA export from nucleus. Bases 292 to 1848 code for a protein of 518 amino acids. The record is from RefSeq and is a predicted model, not a curated record. Gene Ontology annotation, molecular function: ATP binding; RNA helicase activity; RNA binding. The transcript is spliced from 6 exons.